Molecule: messenger RNA, 4635 nt
Organism: Apis mellifera (honey bee)
Lineage: Eukaryota; Metazoa; Arthropoda; Insecta; Hymenoptera; Apidae
Gene: dsd
Product: attractin
Exons: 12
Coding region: 145-4023 (1292 amino acids)
Cellular component (GO): Golgi apparatus
Molecular function (GO): protein binding
Source: RefSeq, a predicted model, not a curated record
GUGAGAGCCGCGCGGUGGCGACCGCACUCUCAAGUUCGGCAGCGCGCAGCGAGUUGCAUCGAAACGCGAGCGAGAAGGUGUCCAUAUGUAUUUCGUCCGGUGCGUCGCCGUCGGCCAUUGUCUCUGACAUGGAAGCCUAUCAAAAUGGCAGAAGUCGUGCAGAUGUUUUUGUUCCUAUAUAAAUCGAAGUAUCGUCGGAAAGGGCAGUGCCGUGAGGUGGUACGAGAUCAGUGCGGUGUAAUUGCGGUGCCGUGGCCAAUACUGUGGGCGGCGCUGAUUUGUUGGGUGGUGCACGUAACUGCGGCUGCCUCCUCCUCCUCAUCGUCGCUGACGACGGAUACGACCUGCGACACGGACAGUUGCGUCAACGGAGACUGUGUCAAUGGCACUUGCGUGUGCCACGAGGGUUGGCAGGGUUCGGCGUGUCAAUUUUGCGGUGGAAAAGUCAAACUGACGGAGCCGACGGGAAACAUCCACGACGGUAUCGGGAAUUACACGGCGGACGUAAAGUGUUCCUGGCUAAUCGAGAGCAGCCCAAACUCCACGAUACGGAUGCACGUAGAGCAAUUCGCAACGGAAUGCGGUUGGGAUCAUAUGUACAUUUACGACGGUGACAGCGUCGAAGCGCCGUUGCUUGCCGUCUUCUCUGGAUUGAUGCACAAAGAUGGCUACCACAUACGUCGUGUUCCGGAAGUGAUCGCGCGUUCCGGAAGCGCGCUCCUUCACUUCUACUCGGAUGUCGCUUAUAACAUGAGCGGUUUCAAUAUUAGCUAUAAGAUCAAUGCCUGUCCCAGCAGGUAUUCGCACAUCGACUGUUCUGGACACGGGGUUUGCAUUGAUGGUGUAUGUACAUGUGAUGCUACAUGGACUGGUGAAGCCUGUGAGAUUCAAGUUUGCCCAAACAACUGUUCCCAUAGUCAUGGACAGGGCGAAUGUAAUCGGGAGAGUCAUCAUUGUGAUUGUGUGCAUGGCUUCAAGGGCUCUGAUUGCAGCCAAAGAAGCGACCGUGGAUUCUGGGAGAGCGUAUUCUAUACUGACUUCUCACCUGAAGGCUCGGCUAGUCAUUGCUCUAUCGUUUGGAAAGAUUCUUUAUAUAUAGUUGGUGGUGAAAGCUUUCAUCGCGCCAAAAUGAUUUACGUGUACGAUUUCAAUGGAAAUGUUUGGGAGACACCUCAUGUCGAAGGGAAGGUUCCUCAACCUCGAUACGCUCAUUCGUGUAUACUUUUCGGUGACAAAAUAUUUAUGUAUGGCGGUGUACUGCCGAAUUCUACGGUAACAAAUGAAAUCUGGGCAUUUGAUGUAUCGGCGAAAGUAUGGGAGAAUGUAACUGUACACGACAACAGCAACAAAACUAUGCGUGGUCCUUUAAAGGUAGCUGGACAUUCUGCAACCCUGGUAAAUCAUGGAAGAAAAGAAAAAAUGGUGGUAAUAUUCGGAUAUUCGCCUCAAUAUGGUUACUUGAAUGAAAUUCAAGAAUAUUAUUUGGGCACACGUGAAUGGCAAAUCGUAGACACAAUUGGAUUCCCUGUGAAAGGUGGUUACGGGCAUAGCUCCGCCUAUGAUGCAUUGACAAAUCUCAUUUAUGUAUAUGGAGGAUACGUAUCAGAAUCUCAGACCACACAGGUCUUAACUAGUCGAUUGUACUCUUACGAUCCUAAUUUUCGUCAAUGGACAUUGCUUACGGCUGCCCCAUCAGCUCGUUUCUUUCACACAGCUGUGUUCAUUUCUGGUGGUUUGAUGAUCGUCUUUGGCGGUAAUAUGCAUAACGAUACGCAACAUUCGGAUGGAACGAGAUGUUAUUCGGCUGAUACGAUCGCAUAUGAUGUCACUUGUGAUUCCUGGCAUCAAUUUCCUAUGCCCAAAGAGAUGACCGACCUGCCCAGGUAUGGACACAGUGCAACUGUGUUUGAAAAAUCAAUGUACAUCUAUGGGGGAUUCGAUGGACAAAUGUUGUCUGAUAUGACAAGGUAUACUCCAGGAAAUUGUGAGCACUUAACAAAUCAGAAUCAUUGUUUAAAUGCAAGGACAGGUGUGAAGUGCGUGUGGGACAAAAGAGAAAAUCGAUGUAUACAGAUCACCAAGAUAUCUCGACACGUGCUUCUUAACGAUGACAUGCAUGACGGAAUUUAUAUGAGAUGUCUGGACGAUACUCCGCCUCGCGGGAUGACAUCUCACAAGGAAUUAUGCAAGCUGCUUACGGAUUGUGUGGCUUGCGUACAAACAUCAUAUAAUUGCAUAUGGUGCGGUAAGAGUUGCUCGCACGAGAUUUGCCGAGACAACGCUAAUGCACCUCCGACCAAGGCUAUCAGCGAUCUAGAACAGUGUGAUGCUCACACAGCCAUUAAAUGUUUGCAGUUGCAUACGUGCCAUGCGUGUUCUAGUAAUCCACAUUGCAUCUGGUCUUGGUCAAAUGGACCUGAUCGAUGUAAACCAUAUUCGAAAGCUCGAGAACAAGUGACCAUUUUAAACGGAACUAUUCAAGCACAAAGAUUGUCCAUAGAUUCUUGUCGCAGUCCAUGCGUGGACUAUACUUCCUGUAAAAAUUGCACAGAAUCAGAUUGUAUUUGGUGUCAAAAUGAGAAAAGAUGUGUGGACAAGAAUGCAUAUCCUGCAAGCUUCCCUUAUGGACAAUGUCGUGAAUGGACAACGGUUGAUUCAAAAUGCCAUCCCACGGAAACGGGAAAGGAAUGGUGCACGUUUUAUUCAUCUUGUUCAGCGUGUCGAUCUGAUCCUGGAUGUGGAUGGUGUGAUGACGGUUCUGGGACAGGAAAAGGAUUAUGUUUGCCAGGUGGAGCUCGUGGUCCAAGCACUAAAAGCUUGGACACUUGCUCAAUCGAACGAUGGUAUUUUACAAAAUGUCCUACUUGUCAAUGCAAUGGUCACAGCAAGUGUCUUUCGAAUAGCAGCAUAUGCAUUCAACCAUGUGGAAAUUUGACUUAUGGACCUCAUUGCGAUAAAUGUAUUCCUGGUUACUAUGGAAAUCCAUUAAAUGGAGCCACUUGUCAACCAUGUUUUUGUAAUAAUCAAGGCACUCAAUGUACUAGUGAAACGGGUAAAUGUUUCUGUACAACGAAAGGCAUUAUUGGAGAUCAUUGUGAACGAUGUGACGUGUCUAGUCUUUAUCAUGGAGAUCCUACUAAUAAAGGAUCUUGUUUUUACGAUUUGGCUAUUGAUUAUCAAUUUACAUUCAAUUUAAGUAAAAAAGAGGACCGUCAAUACAGAGCGAUUAAUUUCAAGAAUUCUCCGCCAAAACCUGAUAUUGAUGCAGAGUUUUCCAUUACCUGUUCCGUUCUGGCUAAAAUGAACAUCACGGUGAAAAGAGCAAACACACCGGAAAUGCCAGUCAUUCUUGGCGCAAAUUGCACGACCAGCAUGUAUAAACAUCGUUUUAUUAAAGAUGGUUAUGGUUUUGGUAGUGAGAACAAUAAUACAUUGACCACAUUCUAUGUAUAUGUGUACGACUUCCAACCGCCGGUGUGGAUUCAAAUUUCUUUUUCACAAUAUUCCAAACUCAACUUGCAGCAAUUCUUUAUAACAUUUUGCACAGAUUACAUGCCUAGGUGCUUCCUCGCUCUACUAUUGGUGGCUGCUGUUCUUUGGAAAAUCAAGCAAAAAUAUGAUAUGUACAGAAGAAGACAGAGAUUGUUUGUAGAAAUGGAACAAAUGGCCAGUAGAGCAUUUAGCCAAGUUUUGGUAGAAAUCGAGAGGCGGGACAUCGAUAAUUCUGAUUCGGAGCGAAGUGAAUCCGAAUUAGUAAAUUGCCGCAAAAAGAAAAAGGAUGCCCCUAGUCCGAUCGCAUUGGAGCCCUGUUGCGGUAACAGAGCAGCGGUCCUGUCGUUGCUAGUCAGACUGCCUACUGGUGGUGAACCGUACACUCCGGCUGGUCAGAGCGCCGGUUUAGCCGUAGCAUCUGCGUUAGUUACACUGGGUAGCCCGCGGAGGCCAUCUCAGGAAUUGACGACGAAAGAGCCGACAAAAACACGAAAGUCUGCCAGCCAACAUCCAGAUUCCACUUGCAUUUAGCGAUAAGGGCGUGAAAAUAGAGACACCUUAAACAUAAACUACGCCGUGGGUGACUAUGAGCCUUAGAUAUAUUUCUGUGAUCUUGCCUUAGCGAAUGGGCAGGACUGUUCAACAGUUAAAACUCUUCGAACUCUGAUCGAGUGAAGUGUGUAAUACAUUAUUAUUACAAUUUUUUUUUUUUUUUCGUUUUCGUUUUCGUUCGUUCCGCGAUAAAUAUUCGUUUCGUUUCGUAAAAUCAAUUGGUGAAACUGUAAUAACAAAUUCGACUUCCCGAGGAACAUAUUUCCGAAGAGAAUUGCAUCCCAUCAUAUUCAAAGGGUCAGCUAAGUGAUUUGAAUGUACAUGUUGGAUUUUCGAUGCGAAAUGGGGAUCAGCCAUUUUUCGUUCAACCAAUUUUUGGUAAGUACACGAAUUAUUUGCGUGUAGCGAUAACACGCUUGGCUGAUUUGAGAUUUUUUUUAUCAUUUUAUUUCUUUCGUCUCUACGUGACAAUGUACAGUUGUAUAUAGAUCUGUUAUACGAUUUAUUUCUUUCGUUUAGUCAUUGCGAUCGAACGGAAUCGAGUUCGUUCUGCAAUUAUCAAAGUGUCUUUGAAAAGGGCUAUAAAAAAAA